Molecule: messenger RNA, 516 nt
Organism: Vicia faba (fava bean)
Lineage: Eukaryota; Viridiplantae; Streptophyta; Magnoliopsida; Fabales; Fabaceae
Source: the annotation of a GenBank genome assembly
AUGGGUAAUGUUGAAAGACCAAGAUACAUAUUUAAGCGACGUGGUGAAGUGACAAUCAAUAUUGUCCCAGUUGUUAAUGGUUCUAAUAACAUAGGAUGGGGAGUUGAAACCAAUCCUUUUCAUAGCUUUUUAGCCUUCAUUUUCUAUGUACUUGUUGGUUUCCUUCAAAUCAGUUAUCCAGAUAAUCCCACUGCAUUUCAUGUCCAUCCAAAAACAAUGUUUGUCUCUAUCUCUAGCUUUUUACUAUAUUGCUUUCUCUUCUGGGUUAAGAUUAAGUUUGUCACCACAAGGAUUGAAACUUUCAUAGAAGUGUUUGGAUCACUUUCAAUAAUUUCCUUGGUUUUGAUGUUCCUUCCAGACAAUUGGGGAUUAUGUGGAUACAUUAUCAUAUACACAAUAUGGCUCAUUUUUCAUGUAUUGCUUGUUAUUUUCAGACGCAGUUUGGUUUGGAAACGUCCACUCAUGAAUAACAAGUUGCCAUCACUCCUACCGUGUACUUCAAUAGACUUGAAUUAG